GGCCGGCUCGCCGCCCGCGCCCAGCCUCGGCGCCAGCCGGCACAGUCUAAUCGAAAUGAUGACAUGCCGGCUGGGCUCACGGCGGCUGGGUGGGUCCCGUGGCUCGCUCCAGGCGGGUACCUGCACCGCCGCUAGCGAGCUAGAUCUGUCCUCGCGUUCACGACGGGCACACAAAGCUAGAUUAAAAUUGCUGGGUACUAGCGGGGAAGCGCCGCUGCUGAGCGGGUGGCGUAGUACGCCGCACACGCCGCAUGCCCCCGCCACCCCCGCGCCGCACCACUCACACAACCACCUCGCACCGCCCCACUGCAACGGCACAGAUAGCGGUAGCAGAGGAGGUCUCCGGCGGCGUUCAACAUACGCUAGUGGUCGACUACGCUCGGGACCGCACUGGUCGUUCGUGUUCGAUCCGGCCGGCCGCUUGUGCUACUAUUGGUCCAUGGUUGUUUCCCUUGCCUUCUUAUACAACCUUUGGGUCAUCGUCUAUAGGUUCGCCUUCCAGGAGAUUAAUGGGGAGACGCUAAUAGUGUGGUUCUGUUUGGAUUACUUCUCGGACUUCCUGUACUUGGCGGACAUAUUGUUUCACUUUCGAACGGGCUACUUAGAGGACGGCGUGCUACAAACAGACGCGGCGAAACUCAGAGCGCACUACAUGAACUCUACAACGUUUUACAUAGACUGCCUCUGUCUCUUGCCUUUGGACUUCCUCUACCUGUCUAUUGGCUUCAACUCAAUACUCCGAUCGUUUCGCCUCGUUAAAAUAUAUCGUUUCUGGGCAUUCAUGGACCGUACCGAGCGACACACGAACUAUCCAAAUUUAUUUAGAUCUACCAGUUUAAUUCAUUAUUUAUUAGUGAUAUUUCAUUGGAACGGGUGCUUGUACCAUAUAAUAUAUAAGAACAAUGGGUUCGGUAGUAAAAACUGGGUGUAUCAUGACACAGAGACGGCGGACGUGGUGAAACAAUACCUACAAAGUUAUUAUUGGUGUACGUUGGCGCUUACAACAAUAGGUGACCUACCACGGCCGCGAAGCAAGGGGGAGUAUGUGUUUGUAAUAGCGCAGCUUCUGUUCGGGUUGCUAUUGUUUGCGACAGUACUGGGGCAUGUUGCCAAUAUCGUCACUUCGGUCAGCACCGCCAGGAAAGAAUUCCAGGCGAAACUGGAUGGAGUGAAGACGUAUAUGCGAAUGCGCCGGGUGCCAACCCACUUGCAAGUAAAGGUGAUUAAGUGGUUUGAUUACCUGUGGCUCACGCAGAAGUGUUCCGACGAGGAGAAGGCGGUUUCUUGCUUACCAGAUAAACUUAAGGCAGAGAUUGCUAUAAAUGUCCACUUGGAUACUUUAAAAAGGGUGGAAAUCUUCCAAAAUACGGAAGCGGGAUUUCUGUGCGAGCUGGUGUUAAGACUUCGGCCUGUUCUAUUUUCACCGGGAGAUUAUAUCUGCAGGAAAGGCGAAGUUGGCAAGGAAAUGUAUAUAGUGAAUCGAGGGAAACUGCAGGUGGUAGGCGAUAACGGCAAGACGGUGCUAGCAACACUCAAGGCGGGUUCUUAUUUUGGCGAAAUUUCCAUUCUGAACAUGGGCACGGCAGGUAAACAACUUGGAAACCGGCGGACAGCAUCGGUGCGGUCCGUCGGGUAUUCGGAUCUGUUCGUGCUCAGCAAGAAGGACAUGUGGGACGUGCUCAAGGAGUACCCCGCAGCGAGGGUUCGCCUAGAGGCUAUCGCUGUCAAGAGACUUGAGAAGUAUAAGAAAGCACCCUUAGAAAAAGUUGCAAUGGGCCGCUGCCAAUCUACGCCUGGGCUCGUCGAGACGAGCGGGCGAGUGCCUAUUGAGGAGAUGCAGCUCCCACCUGCACAGGCACCACUGCCGAUGCACCCUUCACACCCGCCUUCCUACCGGGACCAGCUUUAUAGUUCGUCAGUAAGUCCUCUUCGUGUAGCAUCCCCUGUAGCGUCAUGUGCAUCUAGUGCCCGCAGCAGCGCCGCGGGUGGUGGUAGCGUGGCGGCGGUCAGCAUGGCGCCACGAGUACUCCUCGACUCGCACGAUGCUCUCGAGUGCGAGAUUAAACGGUUGCGCGAGCGAUUGUACACUGUCGAAACGGAAAACGCCGCGAUGUCUGCUAAGCUCAGUCAACAACAAUGGGAAGUUGACCAGAGGCUGCAAGAAAUUGAAAUGCAGAUCUGUGGUGGCAGUUCACUAAGCUCGCAGGAGGAGAAUGAGCGGAACCGCGAGAGCAUCAUUUAACAGCGCGCCUCACCCGAGCCCUCGCGGCCGCUGCCCCCCUUGCCUGUGCUGCAGUCCUCCGCCGUGUGCUGAAAUCCCCAGCAUCUCCCUGUGACCCCCAGUGACCCCCUGUAGCCGCCGCCGUGCCCGCAUGGGCCACUAGCCGUUAUUCUACUCUAGUGACUUGUGUGAACUUCGAAUGUACAAUCAAGACGUAGUGUUUUUAUGAUGAAUAAUAUUAUUAUGGAAUAUUUAAAUACGAAUUAACUUUAUCAAAUUUAUAUAUACGUAGUAUAUACGACUCGCUAAUAUUUGACGAGUCUCGUGGAGUGAGAUUUUGCCAAGACAAUAUUAUCUUAAAAUUAAAUUGUUUAGAUACAUCGAGGAGUGUGGAGUGCGUGAUGAGCGUGAUCGCGCGGCGUGUCGGUGCUGAUGCGCCUACCUUCGAUAAAUCACCGGUUGGAUUAUGUGAUCAUUAGCUGCAAAGAUAUUGAAAGUAACAGUUUUACCACAGUUUUCCAAUGGUACUUACAAAACAGUCGGUAUCAAUCUGUUUCAAUCUAGAGUUGUUAGCAAGUGAGGUACAUAGUCCAGCCGCAUUUGAUAUGUUCGUGCAUAUUUAGUCCUAAAGGGCGUCUGUUUGGUUAAUACAUUAGCGGCUGUAUGUUGUGCAUACCUCGUGUCUACAUUAUUUUACCUGCGUUUAGUUUAUACAAUGGCUGAGUUUACAACAGUUGCAUUUAUUUAUAAUUAUAUUAAUAAUACGUGACAUUGUUUUUGUUUCAAUAUGUAGUAGCAAUUUGUUCUCAUUUAUUGAAGUUUGUGUACAAAAGUUAUCCUAUAUCGUAUAAUCACUAAAUAAAACUAUGUGCCAAAUAUGUGGCUAAAGUGAAUGUGUUAAGGAUAAGAUUUUUGCGUUAACUCAUGAAUAGAGGAAUGGAUAUGUUUCUAUAUCCAUUCAAUUUGAGCUUUAAUUAUAAUAAAAUCCAGGAAGACUUGAUCAAGUUUUUUAUAAUUACAUUUCAGUUGAUCCUUUGUUAUUAUUAAAACAGUUUAGGAUAUAGUUCUUUCUUCGUCAAUAAAUUUGGUAUAAUCUAAGUAUAUUCGUGAAAUAUGACAUUCUGAUGCAGUUUUGCCCAUUGUAAUAACAUAAAUCGACCAUAGUAUGUUGUAACUUGUUAUAUAUAAAAGUGAAUUAUUACCUUUGUAUUAAGGAACGUAGCUUAAAACUGAUACUUAAGUCAGUUUUGGUAAUUUAAAAAUCACUACUGCCAAAUAAGAUAUAAGUAGAUAAAACAAAACGUUUUAAUGUAAAGAUAUUACCAAGUGACUAAAGAAUGUUUUGUACUUAAUAUCCUUUCUAUUCACCUAGUUUGUUUACGAGAUCGUUACGUGACAUUCAUGUGUCUACAUAAGUGAAUUUUAUUGUUAAAGCUUUGGAAUUCAUUUGAUUGAGUAAUUUAUUGUGCUCUAAUAUUAUUAUAAUAUAUGACAAAGUCAAAGUACCAAAAUGUGAAGACAUAAGUAAAUUCAGCAGUAAGUAAAUUGUAAAUAUUUAUUCUGAUAUAUACGAUACGUGUUUAUAAGCUGUUUUCAUUGAUAUGAUAUUGAUUUAAAAGCCACGAGUUAACCGAUGUGAAGUGUUGACGGAUAUGGGAAAGUCGGCAAGAAAAGGAUUUAUAUUUUGUUUUUAUGGUAAACAUGACACGUGUAGUUACUUUCUGUUGGUAUGUAAAUAUAUAUACAUAUAUAUACAAACGGUGUCGAUUUUAGAAGAACUUUUCUAUAUGAA
This is a messenger RNA of Achroia grisella, 4013 nucleotides long. RefSeq names its product cyclic nucleotide-gated cation channel alpha-3. The transcript is spliced from 13 exons. Gene Ontology annotation, molecular function: protein-containing complex binding; intracellularly cGMP-activated cation channel activity; intracellularly cAMP-activated cation channel activity. Gene Ontology annotation, biological process: monoatomic cation transmembrane transport. The coding region runs from base 56 to 2242 and encodes 728 amino acids. Lineage: Eukaryota; Metazoa; Arthropoda; Insecta; Lepidoptera; Pyralidae. The record is from RefSeq and is a predicted model, not a curated record. Gene Ontology annotation, cellular component: intracellular cyclic nucleotide activated cation channel complex; plasma membrane.